AUGCCAGUUCCCGUCCCGCUCUAUUCCAAGCAGCCAGCGCACCCAGUAAUCAAGAUCAAUCAAUCCGAGUGGAUUAGUUCCUUACCAUCGUGGAGAAGGAAUAAACCUCGUCGUAUUUGGGAGGAGGAUCCCGUCGAAGACUACAACUACGUUCGACAGGGUUUUGAAGAGGGGUUGACCGCCGCGGACAACGCAGCGGUCAUUAAAGGAGCGCCUGCGCAAGCGUGCAUUCCGCCCAUCUCGACUCUCUUUGCGAGUGCAGGCUUCGCCUCGCCACCCCGACCAGCGAACAUGUAUACGGAUUACGGGGGAGACGUGGAUGAAGAAAUGAGUGCAUACUCAUCCCGUGUUCACGGUUGGCAAGGCCGUCACGACGACGUCUCGCCGAUUACCAACGCGGGGUACGAGGACGUGGAUAUGGACAACGUGGUAGACCCCACAGCACGCUAUGAAACAGAGGCGUAUGAACGAGGCGCUUUCAGCCCCGUCUUCGAGGACAUGUCGCCUGAAGCCGUCCACAUGCACGAACCCGCUUCUAGCCCUAUAGGUCCUGCGACACCUUUUGGCGAAUUUGUCGACAGGGCGGUGGCUGCCGCACAGCUCGUGCCGCCUUACGACUACGUCCGUGCCAUGAAUAUGCCUUUGGAGGUACGGCAGUUUUACCAGGAAGAUCGCUGGGGUUCUCAGUGCCAUCAGUGUCAGAGUUAUGUUGUCAUGGAUCAAGCGGCUCCUGAACCCGUCGUUACUCCCACCGCCACAGUGACCUACAAAAAGCUGGCUGAGCCGCUUUCUGAAUGGAUCGCUUCCUACGUGUGGAAGGUCUGUACGACAGGCAUGAGUUUACCGUCUACCUAUGCUCAGCCGAUGGCAUUCAUCAAACCCUAUCCCAGUGCGCCCCCGGGCCAUUUAGCGGCGUCGACCCACUCGAUGCUGCUUUCCACCCUUCUGCAACCUUCGGCUGUCUUCCUGGCAUUGUGGUACAUUGUGCGGCUGCCAGUAUUCUUCGGUCCCGUGAACCUAGAUCGCGAUCUCCAUAAGAAAGAAAUUCGCUUCCGAGCCGAGCUAUUGGGCGAAGCACGUAUGAGCUAUGACAGGGAUGCCAUUGAGUUGUAUGCACCUUUCCGGCUCAUCCUUCUUGGAUGUAUGCUCGCCAACAAGUGGCUGGAUGACCAUACUUUUUCCAACAAGACUUGGCAUACAAUCUCGAACGUCCCCAUUCAGUCUAUCAACAAGCUCGAAUCUCUCGCUCUCGACAUUUUCUGCUAUGACCUGUCGAUCUCGCCGUGCGAGUGGACUGACUGGUUGUCGCACUUGCUCUUGUAUCACUCGUCGUUGAACUCCGGCGCCUGUCCGCAGCCCAUCUCCCGUCCGUCCACGAGCCCUCAUACUAUCAUCCGCAAGUCUGUCGAGACGCUUGUUCACACUGGUGUCGUGCGACCGACGUGCAGUCGUCAUGGCAAUGCGACCUGUACCUCAUGCCCGCCUGAACCUGUCUUCGUGGGUCCUGAGGAGCGCAGGAAUGAUCGGUACGAGUGCUCUCGGCCUCACGACCAGAGCGUGGACGCCCUGGAGAUUGACCUCGACGAAGAUGGCCCCCUCCGGGAAGAGUACCUUCCGCGGCGUCGUAUCAGCGGGGUAGGGUCGACGCACCGCUCUCAAAUCGCCGCGAAGUUCGCCAAUUCAGAUAGGACCUUGCCUCCGCCGGCGAAAUGGAGUCCUGCCGCAGACUCGCCUAUAUUCGCGCCUCGGAACGUUCGUGAGCCCCGACAGUAUGUUGCUCCGCAGCCCGUGUCGCACAUGCCUGUAGUUCUGCCGCCGCCGCCACCGCAGGGGCUUCCCUUCUAUCAUACAGCGUGGUCGUACGGCGGUUACAUGCCCGAGCAUGAGAAGGUGGCAAUUCCCGAGCAUCCUGCGCCCCAUCCCGCUCCCGCUGUCUAUCACACCAUGCCAUCUUACGCGGGUUACGACUACGCCUACCCCAUUGUCUCGAGUCACUCGCGCUCGCACUCAUUGUCAUACAACCAGGUAGUGGCCGGCCAGCCUUAUGGUCGCCCUCGUUCCUAUUCCCAAACCGGGUAUGACCAGGGCUAUAGCGACAUUCGUUUCACCGACGGACACUUUGCCCCUCCCCCGCCUGCUCCUAUGAUGACCUGCUGGAGCCCGAUACACCCGGUCAACAAUGCGUCCUUCUACGAACGACCCUUCGAAUACCAUCAGAGGCCUCUCAAAGUGUGA
Molecule: messenger RNA, 2235 nt
Organism: Postia placenta MAD-698-R-SB12
Lineage: Eukaryota; Fungi; Basidiomycota; Agaricomycetes; Polyporales; Adustoporiaceae
Exons: 5
Coding region: 1-2235 (744 amino acids)
Biological process (GO): regulation of cyclin-dependent protein serine/threonine kinase activity
Cellular component (GO): nucleus; cyclin-dependent protein kinase holoenzyme complex
Molecular function (GO): cyclin-dependent protein serine/threonine kinase regulator activity; protein kinase binding
Source: RefSeq, a predicted model, not a curated record